Silurus meridionalis is the source of this 2096-nucleotide messenger RNA. It is a transcript of the gene mat2ab, whose product is annotated as methionine adenosyltransferase II, alpha b. Gene Ontology annotation, cellular component: cytosol; methionine adenosyltransferase complex. Gene Ontology annotation, molecular function: ATP binding; methionine adenosyltransferase activity. Gene Ontology annotation, biological process: S-adenosylmethionine biosynthetic process. The transcript has 9 exons. The coding region runs from base 126 to 1313 and encodes 395 amino acids. NCBI's taxonomy places the organism in Eukaryota, Metazoa, Chordata, Actinopteri, Siluriformes, Siluridae. The record is from RefSeq and is a predicted model, not a curated record.
AGGAAAGACCGGGCUAAAAGUCUGCAGGAGGAGCACGCGGGACUGCUGCACGAGGCCAGGGGCAUCGCUGUGAUUGUCGGGAACACGAGCCGGUCCUAAAGGCGAAACUUGGGAGAUCCCAGACCAUGAACGGAGAAAUGAACGGCUAUCACAACGGCUUCAUUGAUGAAGACUGUUUCUUAUUCACCUCCGAGUCGGUGGGAGAGGGACAUCCGGACAAGAUCUGUGACCAGAUUAGUGAUGCCAUCCUCGAUGCCCAUCUUAAACAAGACCCAGAUGCCAAAGUGGCUUGCGAAACAGUAGCUAAGACCGGGAUGAUCCUGCUGGUAGGAGAAGUGACAUCUCGCGCUGCCGUGGACUACCAGAAGAUUGUCCGGGACACUGUCAAGCACAUCGGCUAUGACGACUCGUCUAAAGGCUUCGAUUAUAAGACCUGCAACGUGCUGGUGGCUUUGGAGCAGCAGUCUCCAGACAUUGCCCAGGGAGUUCACUUGGACCGUAACGAGGAGGAUGUUGGCGCAGGGGAUCAGGGUCUGAUGUUUGGCUAUGCCACAGAUGAAACGGAAGAGUGCAUGCCCCUCACCAUCAUUCUGGCCCAUAAGCUUAAUGCCAAAAUGGCUGAACUGCGUCGCAACGGUGUCCUGCCCUGGCUUCGACCGGACUCCAAGACCCAGGUGACUGUCCAGUACAGGCAGGACCAUGGUGCAAUGCUGCCAGUGCGUGUGCACACUAUAGUGAUCUCGGUGCAGCACGAUGAGGACAUUUGCCUGGAUGAAAUGCGUGAUGCUCUGAAGGAGAAGGUGGUUAAAGCAGUGGUACCUUGUGUUUAUCUGGACGAUGACACCAUUUACCACCUGCAGCCGAGCGGACGUUUUGUCAUCGGAGGACCUCAGGGCGAUGCUGGAUUAACGGGUCGUAAGAUUAUUGUCGACACGUACGGAGGAUGGGGCGCCCACGGUGGAGGGGCUUUCUCUGGGAAAGAUUACACCAAAGUCGACCGCUCAGCUGCCUACGCUGCCCGCUGGGUGGCCAAGUCUCUGGUGAAAGCCGAACUCUGCAGGCGUGUGCUCGUACAAGUGUCCUAUGCAAUUGGCGUGGCUCAUCCUCUGUCCAUCUCCAUUUUUCAUUAUGGCACAUCAAAGAAGAGUGAGAAGGAGCUGUUAGAGAUUGUAAGGAAGAACUUUGACCUUCGUCCAGGAGUCAUUGUGAGGGAACUGCAGCUGAAGAAGCCCCUUUACCAGAGGACAGCUGCAUACGGCCACUUCGGCCGUGACUCCUUCCCAUGGGAGAUUCCCAAAAAGCUGCAGUACUAAAGUGCUGUUAGACCUCCCCUCUUGAGGCCUGCUGACGUAAACUACAGAGAAGUCUGCAUAGCUGCAAGGGGGGAUGUGGGGGUCGGGGGGGUUUGGGGGUUGAAAAUGCUUAAUUCUACAGAUAUAUUCACACAUCCUGUAGAUUUUAAUUAAUAACCAAUGCAUAGUUCAUCAGGCAACGAGGUGUAUUUAUAAUGAAUGAACUAUUAACGACUCAUCACAAUUUAAACAUUUAUCCUUAACAGGAUUAAACACUUGCGCACACGCGCACACACAAAUUGUCAUUGGAAGAUAAAAAAACAAUCGUUUGCUAUUCUUAGGUGUGAAUCUUUCCAUGAAUACGAAUUGCUAAUACCACUAAUAAUCGCUAUGGAAACCCGUGCCGCAGUCUGCACGCAGAAGUCUUUCUUGUGGGAGUAGGCAAAUGUCCCCACAAUGUCAAAACCAUCAGAUAUUCAUGUUUGAGAAAAAACAUACACAUAAACCCAGACUCAGCCAAGCUGCUUCCUUUCCGAUUUUUCAAACUGUACUGCAGACAAAACAUGGUGCUUAUGUAAGGAAAAUGAAACUGUAGUUCUAGUUUUUUUUAACAGGCAUUUUCUCACUCAUUUUUUUUUUUUUUUUUACUUUGUUUUGUUGAGACUGAAAAUGUGGCUAGUGUUUUACAGAGAAACUAGCCUUGUUUACAUGCAGUCUCACAUGUCCCAGGUGUCUUUUACUCUUUAUUUGAUCCUGUUCUUUUAUUUAUAUCAAUGAACAAUAAAAUAUUUUGCGUUCUCCCAA